CUAAGGUUGUGAUGUGUGUUCCUAUUGACAGAUGACUGCUGUGAGAAGUCAGUCACAGAGACGGCCUUUCUGGGAGGAGAAGCUACCAUCAGAUGCAACUAUCCAGAGGACCAUGAGGACAACAUCAAGUAUUUCUGCAAAGUAGACAGUGAAUCUGACUGUGAAAACAAGAUAUCAGAUACAUAUCAUGAAAAACCUAGAAGAUAUUCUCUUUCUAAGAGAAGAAGAGAGAGAUUCUCCACAGUGACCAUCAGUGACCUGACUGAAGAUGAUACUGGGACCUACUGGUGUGGAGUAGAAACCAGCAGGACAGAACAACGUUACAUUACACUGAUCACACAGGUGAAGCUGCUUGUUAUAACGGCACCAACCACCAUGAGCACAACAACAACAACAACUACAGCUCUUCAAGCCUCAGCCACAAUCACCUUCAUCUCACAAUCAUCAUCAUCAUCUUCUUCUUCAUCAUCAUCACCAUCAUCAUCUUCUUCUUCAUCAUCAUCACCAUCAUCAACAUCAUCUUCUUCUUCAUCAUCAUCACUCAACGGUACCUCAGUGUUCAUCAUGGUGUCUGUUAGUCUGGUAGUGUUACUGCUGGUGAUCAGCCUGAUUAUCGUCUACAGAUGGAAAUACACUAAGAUCACAGGACCUGUCUCUUCAACACACAGAGUGAGCCCAGACACAGGGAACCACGAAGGGGGUUGUCAUGGUGAUGGUGACUAUGAGGAGAUAAUGGAGCGCCCCCUACAGUCAGACUCCACCAUCUACGCCACCGCCAACUUACCCACAAGCCACUUUGACUCUCCCCACUACGCCAGCGUCACCUUCCACAAGACUCCCAGCUGCCCCAAUGAAGCCAGAGUCACCACCGCUAAAGAGGGCACUUCAUCAUGUGACUAUGCUACUGUGAACUGUCAAAUCCCCACCUACUCUACUGUCAAUCAUCCACACUGCUCCUCUGAGGCUCCUCCCAUCUAGUCCACAGUCAACAAACCCAGAGACACCUGAGUCACUGGCAACCAAUCACAAGAGACAUACAUACACUGGCAACCAAUCACAAGAGACAUACACUCACUGGCAACCAAUCACAAGAGACAGACACUUAAAGACCCAAGCCUUUUCUCAGUUAGAUUUGCUCUACUUCUGCAUCCUUUCUCCUCCGUCCUCUCUCCUUUCUCCUCCGUCCUCUCUCCUUUCACCUCCGUCCUCUCUCCUUUCUCCUCCGUCCUCUCUCCUUUCCCCUCCAUCCUCUCUCCUUUCUCCUCCGUCGUCUCUCCUUUCCCCUCCGUCCUCUCUCCUUUCUCCUCCGUCCUCUCUCCUUUCUCCUCCGUCGUCUCUCCUCUCUCCUCCGUCCUCUCUCCUCUCUCCUCCGUCCUCUCUCCUUUCUCCUCCGUCCUCUCUCCUUUCACCUCCGUCCUCUCUCCUUUCUCCUCCGUCCUCUCUCCUUUCUCCUCCGU
Molecule: messenger RNA, 1457 nt
Organism: Oncorhynchus nerka (sockeye salmon)
Lineage: Eukaryota; Metazoa; Chordata; Actinopteri; Salmoniformes; Salmonidae
Exons: 5
Coding region: 376-978 (200 amino acids)
Source: RefSeq, a predicted model, not a curated record